Rhinolophus ferrumequinum (greater horseshoe bat) is the source of this 1205-nucleotide messenger RNA. It is a transcript of the gene CYSRT1, whose product is annotated as cysteine rich tail 1. The transcript is spliced from 2 exons. Bases 520 to 945 code for a protein of 141 amino acids. The record is from RefSeq and is a predicted model, not a curated record. Lineage: Eukaryota; Metazoa; Chordata; Mammalia; Chiroptera; Rhinolophidae.
GUUAAUAAAAGGCAAGCGACUGAGGUCGCGCUCUCGAACAUUUGGGUCUCUGUCUGCCAGGCAGACCCUGUGGGUUGCAGCCAGGACCUUUGCCCUGUGUCUCAAAGCAGGGCCUCUGAGGCAUGUGAGUGAUGGCUGAGGUUUCCCAGACCACCUGAGGGCUGGGACCUAAGAACUUGACCCAGGGUACCCUCCUGCCCUCCUUUCUGGUGAGUGGCAGGUCCCUGAAGGGCCCAGCACAUGCCUGAGAUGCAUCGAGACUGAGUCACCCAGGCUGGCAAUGCCCCUCAAAGCCCAGGCAUGACCACCGCCCACAAGAGCACAAAGGGUGGGUGUCCAUGGUGCUGGAGGAGCGGGAGCCUCUUAGGAUCUUGAGAACCCCAUUUUUGAGUCCCGCCCCUGGCCCCGCCCCUCCCCAGGAGGGAAAAGGCGGUUGUCAGUCGCUUGGCUCACAGGCACUGGGACCUGGCCUAGAGGACGAGAGGACAGACGGCUGCCACUACCACUUCAGGCCAGGCCAUGGACCCCCAUGAGAUGGUCGUCAAGAAUCCAUAUGCCCACAUCAGCAUCCCUCGGGCUCACCUACGGCCUGACCUGGGGCAGCAGCUGGAGGCAGAGCCCUCCUGCUCAGAGUCACAGCCUCUGCCUAUGGGUCCCUGCAACCUGGAGCCCAACCGCCUCCUGCAGCCCAUGGAGUUUGCUCCAGGGCCUAAGGGUGCCAAGGGGGCCAAGGGGGCCGCCCCUGUCAAGGGCCAGCAGGCCUGGCAGCAGCCAGGCAACCCCUACAGCAGUGGGCAGCGCCCGGCAGGACUGACCUACACCGGCCUGCCACCUAUCGGACGCGGUGACGACAUUGCCCACCACUGCUGCUGCUGUCCCUGCUGCUCCUGCUGCCACUGCCCUCGCUUCUGCCGCUGCCACAGCUGCUGCUGCGUAGUCUCCUAGCCUGGGCGCACAGCGGGCCCCAGGUCUGCUCAGGCAGCCACGGCAGUGCCUGGAUGUUUGGGGCAGCCCGGGGGCCAUGGUCAGGGUGUCAGCUGCUUCCCACACUGCACAGGGACACCUACCUGCCAAACAGGCCAACAGCUCAGCUCAGGCCCCUCGCAAAGGAGCUGUGGGUGCUGGCCGUGAGAGCAGCCCUGGGGACAGCCCUGACCCCCUCUCUCAAGGCCCAGGGCCCAAGCAAUAAAGCAGAGUGAGCUUUG